AUGCUCCGUCGCAUAGUAUCCUCCAAGAACAUCCCCAGCGAGUCCGACCAGUCCGACGAGCACAUGUCCCCUUCGCCAGGAGAUGCGCCUUCAUCGCCAGACUCGAGUCGCCCCGGCGGCCUGGCGAGCGUCUUCAAAGGCUUGACGGGUGCCAAGUUGACCAAAUCUCCUCCGCCGAGCCUCAAAUCUACCUCGUCGAUCCUCUCUCCCAUCGCCGACACCGUGAAUGCCACCCGCACUACCCUGACUCUGUCGCCGAACCACAUGGAGUCCUUUGAGUUGCUGAAGAGCGGGAACGGCACCGCCGCCGAUCGCGUUUCUGCCGCAAACUCCCUUCGAUAUGCCGUGUCCGAAUACCCCAUGAACCCUGUCCAGGAUAUCUGGUACGCUGCGAAGGACAUGAUCGAUGCGACAAAGACAGAUGCGGAACGUCUCGCUGGUUGGGAGCUUCUUUCAGAAUGCGUCAAACACAAGGAGGCCUCGGACCUCGAUCGCAAAGAGUACUUCCAAACUCUCACUGCACCCGCGAAUCCGGACGAUUUCCACCUACAACUGGCUGCUGUCGUGGACCUCACCAAGCAUGGGAGACAGCUGAAUGGUUUUGAUUACGAUGUGAUACCUUUACUACGAAGUUGGCUUUGCGACGCCUACAAGGCCGUCAAAGCCGCAAGGAAACAAGCUAGUCGAGAUGCGAAGAAAAACACCAAAUCCAGGGUCUCUGUGGCUGGGGAGGAAAAGAACCUGCAUCAGCUAUUCGUUUUCAUCAGCGAGGUCAUCAAGUUUGGAUCCAAUGUAGCCGAUGAGGCUGCAAUGUCCGGUUUGAUGAAGGCACUGGUCGGCAUCUGUCUCAGCACCACUAUCGAAGACGACCUACGGGCUUCAAUCAGCGUUAUUGAUACUAUUGUAACGUUCGGCACCUUGCCUGUCGAAAGCUUCAAGGAGUGUGUACUUGUGCUGGGCUCAAUAUUCUGCCUGGUACCAAGCCUAUCCAAGACCGCAUGGCACACCAUAUCCAUAUUGCUGAAAUCGCACAAUGGCCCCGCCGCAGUGAGAGUAUUAGUCGACCUGUUGCGUCAUCUCCCACCGGACGGCACCAGCAAAGGAAAGGACACCAGGGACAUCCGCGGGGUGCUCGCUGUCUUGGAGAAACUGCUCACAAAAAGCACAGAAAAGGGAUACCCGCCCGUGCCCUUUGCCCUACUCAUCGAUGGGUUGGUUGCUGCGGUCCACAGCACGGACUCGGGCCGAGUUCACUGCGCAAUUUUGAAGCUCGUCAACUCCCUGUUCCGCGACGGUGAUGGAAAGCUUCAUAAUCUGAUCAUCGAGGAAGACUGGUCGACAUUACUGGAUGUGGCCAUGGAAUGUUCAAAGAAGGCCUCACCAAACAUGGUGACCGGUAUCGGUUUAAUAGCCCCGGAGACAGAACCUGACCGACCAGACGAAGCUAUUGGCCUCGAGCUGUUGAAGCUUAUCGCGCGUCUAGAAGAGUUGGCCACUAAUAAGUCCGGCGAUUUUGUUCAGCGACAGAUAAUCAUCAGGUUCUUCACCAACAUUCAUGCCCGACUUCCAGAUUCUGCGGCACGGGUUGUUCUCACAUACUUCCAGGAAUUCCGAUGCUGCUCUCCUUCGGAUCUGCAGUGGGAAGAAAACUUAUCUCUGGUCCUGUCGGAAUUCUACGCCAAUCGGAACCGAACUUCUCAGACUCGCCUUCUAGCCCUUCAGGCUGUCACCGAGUCUUACGACAUGAUGGACCUCAUUGGAGAGGGUUUAGGCGAUGACAUUGUUCCGAAUCUGAUUAAAGACCUUCUGAGAGACAUAGCUGAUGAGACCAACCUGCUGGUUCUUGAGGCAGUCGUCUCAUUUAUGGUUUCUGUCUGUGUGUCUUCGGAUCGUGAACUUUUCGACUAUAUCACAGACACGUUGAGAACAAUUGUCAUGAACGAGCGGCUCUUAUCGCCAAUACCAUCGUCAACGACAUCGCGGCCAACAACCCCGGUCAUGGCUGAUGCAGGUCCUGUCAAGAGCCAUACAGCUUCUGGUGUUGUGACAAGGGGUUAUGUUAAGCUUUUCAUGCGAUGCAUGAACUUAGACGGCGCCAAAAGUCUCAAACUUUACGACGCACUCGUCAAUAUCGCGAAAACAAGCUCUGGCAAAACGGAUGCUCGACUGGUAGCGAUGAAGCUUUUGUUCCGUCUGAGAGCCGACUGGGCCAACAGGGUAUUCUUGAUCCAGGAUACAGAGUCAGAAGGCUUGGCGGCGACAUUGCAACACACAGGUUCGCUUCGAGGACGAAAGAAAAGUGAAGAUGCUCAACCUGCUAGAAACACGAGAGCAGACCAUGGCGCCGUAUCCCGUACUGCGAGAGGAAUUUCUUUCAGCAGCUCGUCAACGCAAGACAGGAGCUUUCCCCUGCGCUCUGUCAGCGGCGCCAAACAGACGCAUCCUUACAAGCAACUAUGGGUCCUGCCUGAUCCCGAGGCUUUGCCUGAGUCUCCAUCCGCAAUAGCAAGUCCCAUACUGGUGUCUCAUAUCGAAGAUUUGGAUACUACGGUCACUGAAGAAGGCGAGACAACUGUCGUGGAGACGAAACAAAUUGCAUUGAACAUGGAAGUCUGGCUUGACGCGAUUGUUCACAUUGUCGAGCACGGAGGCGAUUGGGAGGUCUACAGCAUGGUAUUGGUGCAUUUGCCUUCACAACUCACGAACCAUGCAAUCUUCCGGGGAGCUGUGCCGCAAAUCAAAGAGCUUCGGCGCGUGGUGUGUGAACAGAUUCGGACGAACAACUUUCAAGAGCCGCCCAAUUGUACCAGCCUGCGGCGCGCCGAUGUCGCCAUCUGCCUUUUCCACAGCCUGACCAUGAUAUUGAGCUAUCACGAGUUCUUCCUCAAGGACCAAGAGGACGAGAUCGUGCAAGCCUUUGUCAAGGGCAUAUCGACUUGGGAAAGCAAGACUCUAGUACAAAUGUUGCAGAAGAUGGCGCAAAUUAUUACCCAACCACAUGUCGCUAUGCACAUUCUGGAGUUUCUUGCAUGUCUGAGCAGAAUGCAAAAUUUGUACGUCAACUUCAGGGAAGAUGAGUAUCGCAUCGUAUUUGGUAUUUGCGUCAGAUACCUACAGUACGUUCGAGACAAGAAGCAAACGCAACGAGGCAGCCUCCAUAGCGAAGCAGCAACGCCAACCGGGACCUCAGCGCCAGACAUUUUGCAUCCAAACGCGGCAGACGACCUGCCUCAAUAUGUGUAUGCUUUGGCAUACCAUGUCAUUACUUUCUGGUUCUUGGCCCUGAAGCUCCCCGAUCGUGCUAACCACGUUGGAUGGAUUGCCAAGAACUUGCUCACAGAUGUCGACGGUGGACAAAAUCCUGAGGAACAAGCUUUGGUCACGCUUGACUUCAUGCAAAGAGUCGCUUUCGCCGACGCCGAUGAAUCUUCGGAAGAUUUACUCUUUACUAAAGAAAGAUUUGGAGAGAUUCUGAAGCGCAGAUGGCUCAUGGGUAACAGCAUCGUGACAAUUGAACAGUCAACGACCACUGGGUGGUCCCAGAUCACUAAGCGGCAACCUUCUGGGACGUCAUCUUACAUUGUCCACGAGAACUUCCGACCACGUCCGGCACACCAAGCACAGUACAUAUCCGAUGUUUCGAGAGACGGGCAAUUGACCAACAACAACAUCCUGCCUAGCCACUUAAUGGUGCAGUUGAUGACCUCAACCCCGCAGACCGCCGACGGAGCUCGCCCAAUUCCUCUUCCCGAUGAUGAAGCGGUGCAGAGAGCUAUGAGGGUGUUUGACCGCAAUUCGACUGUGGACGGACACAAGGUCGGAGUGGUUUACAUUGGCGAAGGUCAGACGGAAGAAGCCGAGAUUCUUGCCAACGUCUCAGGUAGUAGCGACUACGUGACGUUCCUCAACGGCUUGGGCACUCUCACAAAACUGAAGGGUUCCAAGUUCAAUUCACAGGGCCUGGAUAGGGAGUACGACACCGACGGCGAGUACACAUUUUGCUGGCGCGACAAGGUUACAGAAAUGGUCUUCCACGUCACUACGCAAAUGCCUACGAACCUUGAGCGAGACCCAAUCUGUAUUAACAAAAAGCGACACAUCGGCAACGACUUCGUCAAUAUCAUUUUCAACGAUUCCGGAACGCCCUUCAAGUUCGAUACUUUUCCUAGCGAAUUCAACUAUGUCAAUAUUGUCAUCACUCCAGAAUCGAGAGCAGGAUUCCUCGCCAUGCGAGAAAACCCACCAAGCGAAAAGCACCCGCCGUUCUAUAAGGUGCAGGUCAUGAGCAAGCCUGGUUUUCCUGAAAUCUCACCAGCGUCUGAGACGAAGAUGGUCAGUCUGAGAGCGCUUCCAGGUUUCAUCCGCUUGCUAGCGCUCAACGCUUCCGUUUUCUGUCUGGUUUGGGCAAACCGCGAAGUCGGCGAGCAUAUCAGUUCUUGGCGUAACCGACUCAGGGAGAUCAAGCGCCUUCGUGAGAAAUUUGGCCCUAAGAAUGCGCCAAACACACACGCUCCACUCAACCACAUCAACAGUGCCUUGACACCAUCACCGCCGCCCACCUCACUGGGCGGCGCUGUCGUCGGCCCCAACCCAGUGGGACCGGAUGCCAAAUCAGCUAGCGUGCGCGACAGCUUCAGCAGCCUCCGUCGAUCCUCCGUCGCCACCUUCUUCACGAGCACGAGCGAACAAACGAGCCACCGCAGCUCAAUGCUCUCCACCACAACCAACGAUACCGAGAUUGUUACAGCCAACGGACUCGACUCUCUCGUAGAGUCGGUAGACUUUUCUAAAUGGGCGUAA
Molecule: messenger RNA, 4800 nt
Organism: Colletotrichum chrysophilum
Lineage: Eukaryota; Fungi; Ascomycota; Sordariomycetes; Glomerellales; Glomerellaceae
Exons: 2
Coding region: 1-4800 (1599 amino acids)
Biological process (GO): positive regulation of GTPase activity; negative regulation of TOR signaling; regulation of small GTPase mediated signal transduction
Cellular component (GO): nucleus; cytoplasm; TSC1-TSC2 complex
Molecular function (GO): GTPase activator activity
Source: RefSeq, a predicted model, not a curated record